Molecule: messenger RNA, 1074 nt
Organism: Penicillium maclennaniae
Lineage: Eukaryota; Fungi; Ascomycota; Eurotiomycetes; Eurotiales; Aspergillaceae
Product: putative O-methyltransferase
Exons: 6
Coding region: 1-1074 (357 amino acids)
Molecular function (GO): O-methyltransferase activity
Source: RefSeq, a predicted model, not a curated record
AUGUCUUUGCUGGAACGCUUGGUCAAUCUAUUGGGCCUUUCAAAGCCUGCCCCGACGUUGCCACCGGGGGCAGCAUUGGCGGCGACGCUCACUGUGCCGGCCUCGCUGGGAUUUGUCCCUGUCGCAGUGCACUUUAAGCUCUUCGACGUGCUAGUACGGCAUGGCGGACCGGCGACCGCGGAAGAAGUGGCCAACGAAGCCAACACGCUCAUUACCGGAGAUGAGGAUAGAAUCAGUACUCUACUUGCCGCGGAUACCCUUUACAUCAUGGCCGGGCUGGGCCUACUUGAUCGCGUGGACGAGAACGUUUUCCAGGCCAAUGCCAUCACCCGGCAUAUGGUGGCCAUGCCCUCGGCUCAGCACGGAGCGGUGCAUUUCACGACCGAAGGGAUGAUGGCGGGCGCAUUCUUCAUGAAGAAGCUCCAGGCCACCCACUUUACAUAUCCCUUCCAGGAGGCGAAUGGCCCCAUUCAAUAUGCCUACGAACUGAUGGGGAGAAGGAUUUAUGGUUGGCAAAUUUCUCAAUUCGGCACUUUUCCCGAACGCGUCGCGUCGUGGGGAUACGAUUUGCGCGAUGCCCUGAGUCAACCGGGGACGGUGGCCAUGGUCGACAUUGGCGGUGGUCGAGGGGAGCUCCUCCUCGAGGUCCAAGCUGCCUAUCCGCAUCUGAGCGCGGAAAAUUUGGUCGUGCAGGAGUUCAACACCGAGAUCGAUGAUGUGCCCGGAGUGCGGCUAAUGGAGUGGAACUACAAGGUGAGCGCGGAACAACCGAUCCAAGGCGCGCGGAUUUACUCGCUUCAGCACAUUCUCCACAACCUGCCCGAUCUGGACGCGGUGGCUUUGCUCCAGAAGAUCUCCCGAGCCAUGGCACCUACAUCCCGACUGCUGAUUAUUGAGUACGCGAAGAACAUGACCUAUACCUCGCUGCACGCCAGUAUGAUUGCCCUGUUCGGGGGCCGUGAGCGCAGCGCGUCCGAAUGGCGGCAACUUGCCAGUAUCUCGGGUCUGCGAGUGACAUUUGAAAAAUAUGUACGCGCGGGCGAGUCUCUGGUGGAGAUGCGUCGGGCGGAGUAG